Penicillium chermesinum is the source of this 1281-nucleotide messenger RNA. RefSeq names its product iron-containing alcohol dehydrogenase. Bases 1 to 1281 code for a protein of 426 amino acids. Gene Ontology annotation, molecular function: metal ion binding; alcohol dehydrogenase (NAD+) activity. The record is from RefSeq and is a predicted model, not a curated record. The transcript is spliced from 3 exons. Gene Ontology annotation, cellular component: mitochondrion. NCBI's taxonomy places the organism in Eukaryota, Fungi, Ascomycota, Eurotiomycetes, Eurotiales, Aspergillaceae.
AUGUCCACUGAAACCUGCCACCUCGCAUUCACGAUUCCCCCGGGGUCUGUCCUGGCCGGUGUGCCUGUAGGGGAUAUCAAGUUGCCUACCCCCUAUGUAUCAUAUGGUCUACCAUUCACGGAGUCGUGUGCUCACCAUAUCAAGCACACAUUCGACUGCAAAAGAGUCUUUAUCAUUGCUUCUAGGACUCUCUCACGGGAGACAGAUGAGCUCGAAAAGCUCAUUGAGAAGAUAGGGUCUGAUCAUGUUGCGCAUGUUCACAAAGGAAUCACGCCUCAUACACCAUGGUCGGAAGUCUUAGAAAUAGCCGCGGAAGCCCGGAAUGUAAAGGCGGAUUGCGUGGUUACCCUGGGGGCGGGAAGCAUCUCAGACGGUGCGAAGCUGGUUGUCCUGGCACUUGCCAAUGGAAUCGAAACACUCGAAGAGUUUGCGAAGUACUCCCUUGGCAGUAAAGAGGCUCCAAGUUCUGUGAAAGAGCCAACAACGCCUCUUAUCAUGAUCCCUACAACGUUAUCUGGGGGCGAGUAUUCCAAUUUCGCUGGAGGCACCAAUGAUCAAACGAACCAUAAACAAGGUUUCUUGCACUCGGGGAUGGGCUCCAAUCUGGUCAUCCUUGAUCCAACUCUUUCCAAGACUACCCCUCAGUACCACUGGCUGAGCACCGGUUUUCGCAGCGUUGACCACUGCGUGGAAGCAUUUUGCGCCGUCGAGAGCACCCCCGAAUCAGAUGAACACGCUGAAUCCGGGCUGCGCAAGCUCAUCCCGAACCUGCUUAGAACCAAGCAGGAUCCCGACGACCUGGAAGCGAGACUCCAGUGCCAACUUGGAGUGAUCGACGCCAUGAAUAAUGUUCGUGCUGGCAUCCCAAUGGGUGGGAGCCACGCGAUCGGCCAUCAGCUAGGUCCUCUGGGCGUGCCGCACGGUGUGACGAGCUGCAUCAUGUGUCCAGAAGUGAUGAAAUUUAACUGGAAGCAUGGUCAAUCGAAUGAAAAAAUUCGGCAAAAGCAAAACAAGCUGAAAGAGAUAUUGUGGUCAGAUGGCUAUGUCGACAAGGUUCUCCAGGGAGCUGGGAAAGACAAAGCUACUUCGGACCUCGGUGACCUCUUGGAUGCUAUUGUAAGAGAGCUUGGUCUACCAAGGAAACUUACGGAGAUGAAGAUCAGUCGUGAGGUGUUGCCGACCCUGGCUGAACGCGCAUUGAGCGAUUUUUGGGCCGCGACAAACCCAGUGCCGCUGGCCAAGUCGGAGCAAAUAUUGGAAAUAUUGCAGAGCGCAUACUGA